Molecule: messenger RNA, 450 nt
Organism: Suillus subalutaceus
Lineage: Eukaryota; Fungi; Basidiomycota; Agaricomycetes; Boletales; Suillaceae
Exons: 4
Coding region: 213-440 (75 amino acids)
Source: RefSeq, a predicted model, not a curated record
CUCGGAUAGACAGAACAGAUUCAACUUGCGAGCCGAAGGAUUCCACGAGCUCUACACUUUACAUGGCUGGGGGGGAUUGUACUUCCGAGAACUCGCACUCACGGACCCAACUGGCAAGCUGAAAGAUCCCAUGAACUCCACACUCAACCAGGGAGAUUCCGUUCCUAAGGUAGGACUUUGCAGAUGUUGUGAAUAAUUUUCUGACUUAUUGAAUGCAGGAGGGGCUCAAGGUUCCCAGAGGAGGCUGGACCGACAUGAUUUUUGGUCCUGCAAUCAAACAAAUUCUCUCGGACUACAUCAACGAGCCGGAUCCUGACACCAUUGAGGACAUUUUGCGACAUUCCAAUGCCGAAGAUUAUGUGUUUUCCUGCAAGGGAGAGUUUUAUGUUUGCAAUUGCAUAAGCGACGGGAUAUUUUUGAUACUCGAGCCGAAGAUAUGAUGAAGUUACG